UACACUUCCUAAACAAUGCCACCAGCUGGGGACCUUGUUUUCAAACACAUGGACCAAUCAGAGAUGCUUUGCAUUCAAAUCAUAAUGCCCACUCCCUCUGAAAUUGAGUCUCAGUCCUGCAUAAUCUUUGUGGCCCAGAUGCCUUCCUUGACCAUAUGACACUGGGCAUUAUUUGCAUUUUAACAAAGAGCUGCUUUGUGAGGAUCAUAGAAGUGACAAUAUGUGUCAUCUGUGAAGAGGACAACCAGGACAGAUUCACAAAGCUGUCAGACUAAAUCACGCAGAAGAGACAGAUGCAGUGAAAUAGGAGGAGGCGGAGCUCAGAAAAACCUUGAAAUUGACAAGGAGAUGAGAUACACGAACGGAACCAGGAUCAGGUCGGCCUAAAUUCUGCUAUGUUGGGACUCACUGAAGGAGUGUUCCUGGUUCUUAUUGUUACAGAGUUUGUUCUUGGAAAUCUGGUGAAUGGCUUCAUUGGGUUGGUUAAUGGCAGCCACUGGUUCAAGAGCAAGAAAAUCUCUUUGUCUGACUUCAUCAUCACCAGCUUGGCCCUCUUCAGGAUCAUUCUGCUGUGGAUCAUCUUUAUUGAUGGCCUUAUAAUAGCAUUCUCUUAUCACAGCCAUGACUCAGGGAUAAAGAUGCAAGUUAUUGAUGUUUUGUGGACCUUUACCAACCACUUCAGUAUUUGGCUUGUCUCCUGUCUUGGUGUUUUCUACUGCCUGAAAAUAGCCAGUUUCUCCCACCCCACAUUCCUCUGGUUCAAAUGGAGAGCCUCCAGGGUGGUUGUUGGGAUGCUGUGGGGUGCACUGCUCUUAUCCUGUGUCUGUACCAUGUCUCUGAUGAAUGAAUUUAAGAUUUAUUCUGUCCUCGGUGGAAGCAGAGGCACAUCAAAUAUGACUGAAUACUUCAGACUGAAGACAAAUGAAUAUAAUCUGAUGCAUGUUCUUGGGAAUCUGUGGAAGAUUCCUCCGUUAAUUGUUUCCCUGGCUGCCUACUUCCUGCUCCUUCUUUCUCUGGGGAAGCACACAAAGCAGAUGCAGCAAUACAGUACUGGCUCCAGAGAUUGGAGUACCGAGGCCCACAAAAGAGCUAUCAGAAUCAUCUUCUCCUUCCUCUUCCUCUUCCUCUUGUACUUUCUUUGUUUUCUAAUUUUGUCAUUCAGUCGUUUCCUACCAUCAACUAAGACUGUCAGGAUGAUUGGUGUGGUAAUUGCCAUGUCGUACCUUGUUGGGGACUCUUUUAUUCUCAUUAUGUGUAACAACAAGCUAAAGCAGACGUUUGUGGCCAUGCUCCCAUGUGAGUGUGGUCACCUGAAGCCUGGCUCUAAGGGAUCCUUUGCUUCAUAGAAUACCAGAGGGCAUAGCAUGGAGCCUGGGGGUUCCUCAGCCUGGUGUAGCACUAUGAAGCCUUCUGAGUCUGCCAUUCAUCAGUCUAUACCAUCAGUAGGAGAGAUGUUACCUGCUUUGCCCCAGAUUCUACCUGGCUUAGAGGUGAAAGCCAUGCUUCUGAGUGCCUCUCCCCAUAGGAUCAUUUGGACAGGUGCAACAGUCUUUGGGAAAUGCCAGUGUAAGAACACUCACUAUGUAGAUAUGGAGAUGUAUUUUAAUAACCAUUAGCUUAAGCAUAGCCAGUCUGUGUAUUAGUUUUACCUUAAAUUUUAUGUGGAUAUAAAUAAAGCACUGCUGUGGCUGUGACACAAAGACCAAAAGCUUUUGCUUUUCCAUAGAUGUGGGCUUGAAUUCUGGUUCUGUCAACUUUCCAUUUGUGUCUGUGGAUGAAUUGUUUUUGUGCUUUUCCCUUUACCCUAAAAUAUGGAUGAUAACAUCAUCCACAGAGUAGUAAAAAUUCAUGAGACAAUGUGUGCCAACAUUUUAGCACAAUGUGUUAUAUAAAGUGCUGGGUUAAUUGAAGGCUGUCAUUAUGUCAAACAAUAAAUUAUGCACCAACACCAGUCUUUUUAAGAUGGCACUUCCCACAAAUCUUUGUGUGAUACUGUAAAUAACAGCAUGAAAAUCCAGACUCUUGGAUUCCAGGUUCCAGUCCAUUCUUGUGUUUCAUUGACAUUUUAUUAAAGGUAGUUCCAAAUAUAUA
Molecule: messenger RNA, 2091 nt
Organism: Peromyscus maniculatus bairdii (prairie deer mouse)
Lineage: Eukaryota; Metazoa; Chordata; Mammalia; Rodentia; Cricetidae
Gene: Tas2r3
Product: taste 2 receptor member 3
Biological process (GO): detection of chemical stimulus involved in sensory perception of bitter taste; G protein-coupled receptor signaling pathway; sensory perception of taste
Cellular component (GO): membrane
Molecular function (GO): bitter taste receptor activity; G protein-coupled receptor activity
Source: RefSeq, a predicted model, not a curated record